Messenger RNA from Drosophila gunungcola (fruit fly), 1371 nucleotides. It is a transcript of the gene mTTF, whose product is annotated as transcription termination factor, mitochondrial. Gene Ontology annotation, molecular function: double-stranded DNA binding. Gene Ontology annotation, cellular component: mitochondrial matrix. The record is from RefSeq and is a predicted model, not a curated record. The coding region runs from base 105 to 1343 and encodes 412 amino acids. Gene Ontology annotation, biological process: regulation of DNA-templated transcription; termination of mitochondrial transcription. The transcript is spliced from 3 exons. Lineage: Eukaryota; Metazoa; Arthropoda; Insecta; Diptera; Drosophilidae.
UAUUAUAUUAUUCAAAUCAGCUGUUCUCGCCGCUUGUUUUAUAAGUUCAUUUUUGCAUAGUUUAUUAUAUUUCCCGAAUAAUACAAGUGGAGAAACUGCUGGGUAUGUUGAGAAAUUUGGCGCGCACCUUCGAGACUGCUCUGAAGCUGCAUGCCACCACAAACUCAGCUCCGCUGCACUGCAGCAGACGCCUGCUCUUCUCGCAGUACGAAAACCGAGGAAGCGCACGGAAAUCCCUCCUGACAAGUGCCCCAUUUGGUGGCAACGAGGCGGAGAACGACUAUGUGCCCUAUCGCCAGGACCAGGAGAAGGGCACCAAGGCGCGGGUGCUCCUCCAAGCUCUGCGGGAACGUUUUCGCUUCACGGACGACGAGCUGCAGCGGAUCAUGAGCGACGAACUGGUGCACCGCUGCUACCGCGGGAAAUCGUUGGCCCUGACCAUGGACGCACUGCAGCUGGAGGGCGUCAGCAGGCGCAGCUUUGUGGAGUACCCCUGGCUGCUGUCCCUGGACAACAAGCGCCUGGAACUAAAGCUUCAGCUUAUGAAGUCAAUGGACAUUCGGGACAUAAACCACUUUGUGCCUUUCCUGCGCCUCACUGUGCCACGCCUGCGUAAGCUGGUUGGUGCCCUCAACUCCGAGCGGAGCACGAUGCCGCAGAAUCGUGUCUAUUACAUCAGCGAGAAGCUAGAAGUCAGUCCAGAGAUUGUGACCAAGUACCUGUCGAAGCGACUCUUUAUCCUGGAGAUGCCCUACGAGAUGUUUGAGAAGAACCUGCAGCACAUGAUCAACUACAAUGUGUCGCCAAUAAACAUUCUCAAGGAUCUCUGGGCCUUUCGUUAUACGCCAAAGUCGGUUCAAGUGCGUUUGGAGCGCGCCAAGCGAGCGAAAAAGGACAAGAUCAUGCCGUGGAUGGUACGCUGUCCGGAGCCCAUCCUGCAGCGCUCCCUGAAGCUCUCCCUCGAUGAGUUAAACGUUCUGGGGGAGUUCUCCUCCGUGGUGGAAUACUUGGCGCAUCGUUUGGGCUUCAGCGUGAGUGAAGCAAAAGCCGUCAUGGACAGACAUCCGCAGGUGCACACCGUGCGGGUGACCAAGAUCAAGGAGGUGCUAGACUACCUACUCGAUGAAGCCAAGUUUACGAGAUUCGAGGUCGCCCAAGUGCCUCGAAUUCUGUGCCAUAGCCUGAAAACCACCAAGGAACGUAUGGAUGAGCUAAAGUCCCACGGCUGUCGACCCUCCUCCCUCGUCAUUGUUUGUCGCAGUCGCAGGGAGUACGAGAAGUUUUUGCAGCACUGGAUAAGCCAAGCGAGAGAUUCGCCAACUACAGAGAACAUUGUAGGUUGAAUUUAAUUACAAGUUUCUCUGAAUUUAA